AUGGCAAAGACCCUUCUUGUAAUUUACCUUUUCCUUUGUAUUCUCCUUUUCUGCGAACUCAUCGACGAGGCGCAUGGUAGUCGUUUGAGGUGUCAUCAUCCACCAGAUUAUUCAUGCAAGAAACGUUCUAGCCAUCAUCAUCAUCAUCAUCAUCAUCAUCAUCAGCAUCAUCAUCAUUAUCAUCGUCAUCACAAGGACACUCCGAAUGAAUCAGAGGAUCUUCAUCGAAGCAUCAAGACGAGGAGAAGCGAGGAGCCUUACGGAGUUGAUGCUUUCCGGCCUACUUCGCCAGGUCACAGCCCCGGCGUUGGGCAUUAG
This is a messenger RNA of Microthlaspi erraticum, 318 nucleotides long. Lineage: Eukaryota; Viridiplantae; Streptophyta; Magnoliopsida; Brassicales; Brassicaceae. The record is from the annotation of a GenBank genome assembly.